CGUACCGUUGAAAAUUCAUCUUCUUCUAUUCCUCCUGUCUCAUGCUAUCUUUUUGCAUAGCGGGCUUAUCAGACUGCGCAUACAUAUUGAAGAUUGAAGACUGCGAGUUGGAGAUUCAGAAUUCAAUCAGUUGGAAUGAAACAGAUUAAAAUUAAAAUUAUCUGAUUGAUCAAGUUCUAAUCGUGAAUUCGCAAAUCUUAAUCUUCAAUGCGUAGUCUCAUAUGGAUAUUUCUAGACUUACAAUAAGUGUAGUAAGGCUUUUGCUUAUCGCUCUAACAAUUAGUCUUAUAAGUAAUUAAACUGCGACGUUUUUUUUCAGCAAAAAGUGUUUCCAACGUCUUAAGUCGUAAUUCCUAAGCACAAGCUGGUCAGAUCGCAACUGUAAAUUUUAAAGCUUAAAGCAAAUUAACAUCACAGCUCAGAAUUUAGAGGCCAAUAAAGACCUAUUGUAGAUCGGAUUUGAAAAUCGCAAAAAUUGAAAUUGAUAAAUGCUUUAUUUUCCAUGAAAAUUAUAUCGAAAUUAUGUUGAAUGAGUCGGCGACAUUUUUGCGUAACCGGUUUCCAUUAAUUACAAUAUAUGAUCUCAUAAUAUAUGCAAGAAAUCAUUCAUAUGCCGCAAAAAACUGGAAAUUUUCAGCGUUACAAAAAAAAAAGAGGAAAUAUACGCCUGACGUAGAGAUAGGUUUGACGUGAAAAUUAUUUGCAGCGAGAUCAAUCCGAGUAUCAAUCGAUUUAAAUCAACCAAUACAUUAGAAUCUAUAUGAAUAUAAUCAGUAUAAUCAUCAGUAUAAUCAUCAUAUUAACAUAUUUGCAUUGAAUGAAACCUGUUACGGAUAAACAUCUUUAUCGUUUAGCGUAUUUUUGUUCUAAGACUGUGUUUCGAUACUGCCAGUGUUGAAAAAUUUAUAUAAUACGCAUAAUGCUAGCUAAGUGCGAAUCAAUACGUGACUAAAAUAUAUGGGUUGAAUAUCGAUCGAGUUAAAAAGAGGAAGCAAGCAGGCUUUUACUUUCCACGAUACAGACAUGGCAACUACCGAAACGUGCAAAGUGAAGUCGCCGAUUAAGAACAUAGGCCGCAGGAAUGUCGUUCCCAUAAUCCACGUUCGAGGAACGCACUACGAGAUCGGCUUUGACAUCGGACACACCUUCGCCAAGAUGAUUCAGGAUUUCGUGGACAUCUAUCAGCCGCUGAACGAGAUCUAUCUGCCGCUAUUCGCGACCGAGCAGGGCAAGAAGGUUUACGAUGAAACCCUUAACGCGGUCAAGAAACAGUUCCCGCAGUACUUGAGGGAGAUCGAGGGAACGGCGGACGGCGCCAACGUGCCGUUUUACAAACUGUUUCUGAUGCAUCUGGACGAUAUUAUUUCGAACGUUACCGGAACGGAGGGAAACGCACUUCCAGUUGGUUGUUCAACCAUCAUAUGCAACCAGCCGGGACAUGAGAUCUUGGGUCACAAUGAGGAUGCCGUCAGAGAAACUUUAAACUAUUGGUACCUCGUGAAUGCUCACGUUAUCGAGACGGGCUACAGAGAGGAAAAGUUCACGUCACUGAGCUACGCCGGUUUCCUGCCGGGCUACACGAUGGGCUACAACCACCACGGCCUCGUUUACAGCAUCAACACCCUCAGCGCUGCGGUCCUGCGAUCCGGCAAGACUCCGCGAUAUUUCCUGACACGCGCGCUGCUGGGCGUGGAGAACUUCGUGCAGGCGCAGGAGACGCUGAGGAACGAGCGUUACGGCGCGGCGGAGGGCUUCUCGGUGAACAUGACGUUCCUCGCGCAGGAGGGCGACCGGAUGUUUCACAACGCCGAGGUGGGCCCGGCCGAGGCGGGCGCCAAUCGGUCGCAGCUCAGCAUCCUGACCGUCAGCCCGGGCGAGAAUACCUCGCAUUGCAACAAAUACCUACGUCUAAAAGUGGAGGAAGUGGAGGGGAGGAUCAUAGAGAGCAGCAACAGGAGGAUGGAGGUGAUUUCGAAGCAUCCGCCGGUGGAGUGUCGCCAGGAUGUGAUCGAUAUACUUAGCGAUCAGACGGGCAAGGAUUACAGGAUCUAUCAAGAUUUCGGCAGCGAUGAUGAUGAGAUCAAGACGAUUGCCACUGGCAUCUUCGAUUGCAUCGAGCGUACGUGGUCCAUUUACACGGACAUUCCGAAGACCAACGAACCGAUCCUGGUGAUACCUAUGCAGCUCCGAGACUUCGCGGCCCCGCAAUAUAACAAUACAAAGAAAUAAUCUUUUUUUUUUUCGUCUCGCACGAAUCGCAAAAAUAUAGUGUAUAGUAUAGUGUACAGUUUGCCGUACUGAUAUUUUUUUAGAUAAAAAAAAUUGAUACGAUCUGGCUAUAGAAAAUAUCAGGAUAUACAAAGAUAUCGUGUCGCGAUUAAGAUAUAAAAGAAUAGCGCGUCAUUAGAAAUUAGCAAAGUAUUAAUGUACAGAGAAAAGAUUCAUUAUUUUGCUGCAUAUAAAUGACGAUUUUAUGAGAUUAGGAAACUAUCGACAUCUCAAUAGCCUUAGUGAGAAAAAUGACUAAACUUUAUUAAUACUCUUCAUUAUGUAGAAUGACUCCGUGCGAGAGCGAUUGAUUUGUAAUCCUAGUUCGAUUCUUAUUUCUCAUGUUAUGUAUAUGCCUCAGUUUAUAAGAAGUUAAUUGAAGAGUUGAAAAUUAAGAAUAAAGGAAUAUACGAUGUAAAUUGUAAGAUUAGUUUCGGGAAUAAUACAUUGAUACGUCAUGCAUAAUAAUAGUCACUACAUUUGCCCAUUAAUCAGGCAGAGGAAAUAAAAGCUCACCGCUAUUCUAUUUCGUAAUUUCAGCUUUAAUUUCUUGAUAUUUUUCGUAGUAUGAGUACAUUGUGAUGAUUCUCUUCCUUUUUAGUAUUAGUAGCUUCCGGGAACCAUUCGCAUCCAAUCGGUUGAAAAGUUCGCAAUGUAACGUAAGAUACUAAAUUCCAGUAAAAAAAAAAAGGCAAUCUAAACGAUUAUACAGAAUCAUUUUAUCCUUUAAACAAAAAUCGGCGCGCGAAAACGCCGUGUGAUAACAAUUAUAGCUUACUCACCCAAAUAUGCUAAAAAACAUAAGCAACCGGUCGAUCUUGUUACCGCUCUUAAUUAAAUA
Messenger RNA from Wasmannia auropunctata (little fire ant), 3109 nucleotides. RefSeq lists its product as uncharacterized. The record is from RefSeq and is a predicted model, not a curated record. The coding region runs from base 1024 to 2229 and encodes 401 amino acids. The transcript is spliced from 8 exons. NCBI's taxonomy places the organism in Eukaryota, Metazoa, Arthropoda, Insecta, Hymenoptera, Formicidae.